This is a messenger RNA of Dreissena polymorpha, 2109 nucleotides long. RefSeq lists its product as uncharacterized. Lineage: Eukaryota; Metazoa; Mollusca; Bivalvia; Myida; Dreissenidae. The record is from RefSeq and is a predicted model, not a curated record. The coding region runs from base 310 to 2109 and encodes 599 amino acids. Gene Ontology annotation, molecular function: zinc ion binding. The transcript has 14 exons.
AUAGCCAUCGACAACAGGUACACUAGAAACAGAAUGGCGAUCUUACUACGGAAGAAAAUUUCUGAAGGAGAGGAUGUUCGGAUAAAGACAUUUAGGUUGUCCCUGCCAUCUGAAGAAGAUCACACAGGCCAUCCCUUGGGCGAAGAGGCUGGACUCUCGGAGCCAAUUGAUAAAGACCUAAUAAAGUUGAUAGGCUAAUUAGUUGACGACGGUGUCACAGAUGUUGGGGAACUCAGUCGCCAUAUCCAGCAGCAUGUCACACGAUGCCAUCCAGAAACGCCCUCAUCGAAUCGUCGAUUUCACCCUACUAUGAGAACCAUUCAGAAUCACAUGUAUUCUUCGCAGAAAAAGAAGUUCACCUCACCGGAUGAUCAGGGCAAAGUCAAAGAAAUUCUGACGCAGUGGAAAACAGAUCAUCCCAAUGACCUUGUCUUUGUAAGACACAAAUCCGGAGAAGAGUCGCCAGAGAAACUGCUGAUAGUGUACCAGUCGAAUUUCAUGAAGGGUUUACUAAAGAGGUAUGGGGGCUACAUCACCCUUUUGGACGCUACCUACAGGACCACAAAGUUCACCUUGCCGCUAUUUUGCCUGGCCGUAAAGACCAACGUGGACCAUCAGGUCGUUGGUUGUUUCAUUACAGAAGAUGAAACGACCAAAUCCAUAAGCGAAGCUCUUCGCAUCCUUAAGGAUAAUAAUUCUGAAUGGGUGCCUACCUUCAUAAUGACCGACUUCGACGAAAAAGAAAUUUCAGCACUGGAAUAUUUAUAUCCAGAUGCAAAAGUGCUGAUCUGCGACUUCCACCGGGAGCAAGCGUGGAGUCGGUGGCUAAAGAAAAGAGAAAACCAAGUCUCGGAUACAGACGGUGUUUUGAAACACCUGCAUUCUUUAGCCCGAGCAACAUCUGAAAUCCAGUUUGAAAUGGCACUGGAGAAAUUGCAAGAAUCUGCAUUUUGGGGAAAUGUCAGAUUUUCUUCUUACAUGUCUAGGAUUUGGUUGCCAGUGAAAGAGCGAUGGGCUAGGUGCUACCGCGCUGGGCUCAACAUCAAUGUUCACACCAACAACGGAUUAGAGAGGUUACACCAGUCCUUCAAGCGCUCUUACCUCAAGGGAAAGACUCAAGCCACACUGUCCCGGACUGUUAAUUCCCUCAUAGAACAGUUCUUUCCGGAUAAGUAUCGCAGUUACGUUGCAGGGAAUCAGGCUAUGAUUGGCACCUUCAGUCGUAUUAACCCGGAAAUUCCAGAUUUUCUGCACAAACGGCCUACACAUGUCAUUAAGACGUGUUUUGAGAUGAUGGAGAUGUCCAAGGAAAUACCAGAGACUGAUAUCGUGAGGAAUGAUGAGGGCUACUUCUCUGUAGGAAAACACAGUGUCUUCCUCGGUGACACGAAACAGUUUGCAAAGUGUUCAUGUUUUGCCUGGGGGAAAAAUAUGUUGCCAUGCAAACAUAUGUUUUCUUUAUUGAGAUCCGGCGAUUCGUACAACUGGGAUGCUUUAGGCUCAAGCGUCCGAGAAUCACCCUUUUUGAAUGUCGACUACGCAAAUGCAGUUGACACGGAAUGUUAUACGAACAAAACUGAAAAGCCGGCAUUAGUAUCCUUGUAUGGGACGAAUGAUGCAAGCUCUUCAGAAGCCCCCUCACAGACUGCUGUACACCAGAAAGAAGUAUCGACAAUUUCCCUUCAAAAGUCACUGCGGGAAAAAUUGGACGUUCUUAAAGAACAGAGCUACAUUAUUCAAGAACGUAACGUCCUAGAAGAUGUCAUCAAUGACUUAGAUAAAGUCAUAAGUGCUAUUCCAAAAUCAAGCACCUUGACCGAAAGACCAGUGCUUAAAAGGACUUUAAGUCUGAAAUUGCGUCGCAAACCCACAAAGAAUAGGAAGAUAUAUAAAGAGGUGCCCAUGUGCGAGGUACCCAUAUCCAAAGACAUGCGAGUUCACGAUGCUCCAAUCGACACCGAAGGGCGAUCAUUUACGCAACCAAAGUGCAGUGUUGAUGCAGAAGGUAUCUUCUUCAAAGAAAACAACACAGUUCAGGAAGCAGAGCCAUGCGAGUCUCUCCCUGACCUGAACACUUUCGAGAUAGAUGAGAUAGAAGGAUCUUCUUGA